Molecule: messenger RNA, 324 nt
Organism: Gossypium arboreum
Lineage: Eukaryota; Viridiplantae; Streptophyta; Magnoliopsida; Malvales; Malvaceae
Exons: 1
Coding region: 1-324 (107 amino acids)
Source: RefSeq, a predicted model, not a curated record
AUGGGGGACUUAGUUUUCCUUAAGGUCUCUCUGUGGAAGAAUGUGUUAAGGUUUAGAGGGAAGGGGAAGCUAAGCCCAAGGUUCAUUGGGCCAUAUCGGGUUGUAAGGCGGAUUGGGCUAGUCGCUUAUCAACUGGAGUUACCUCCUGAACUGAGCCAGAUCCAUGACGUGUUUCAUGUUUCCAUAAUGAGGCUGUAUUACUCAGAUCCUUCACAUGUCAUAGCGGUUGAGGAAAUCGAGGUCAGGCCAGACCUAACAUUCGAGGAAGAGCCCAUCCAAAUAAUUGGUCGUGAUGUUAAGGUACUGAGAAGGAAGUACGCUUAG